CUAUACAAAUUAGAAGCUAUGUUUCUGUGAAACACAUGGUGUAGGAGUGUGUGAACAGAGGGAUCCGGAUUUUCUGCUGCAGAACGCGACAUUUUUCGCUGUUAAUCAGAGUCAUGUUACGCCGCCAGGCUCGUCUACGUCGUGAGUACCUGUACAGGAAGUCCAUUGAAGACAAGGAGAAAACAAUUCAGGAGAGGAAACAACGGCUCAAGAGAGCACUCGAUGAGAACAAGCCCAUCCCGACAGAGCUGAGGAAGGAUGUAAAAGAACUAGAGAAAGCUCUCCAGUAUGACGACCUGGGAGCAGAAGCUGAGCAGGACCACAUGGAUGAUGAGUACAGGUGGGCAGGUGUGGAGGAUCCCAAGGUCAUGUUAACCACCUCCAGGGACCCCAGCUCCAGGCUCAAACAAUUUGCAAAGGAAAUGAGACUAGUCUUCCCCAAUGCACAGAGGUUAAACAGAGGUCAUUAUGAACUGGAGCAGCUGGUGGAGGCCUGCAGAGCUAAUGAUGUCACAGACUUUAUCAUCCUCACAGAGCACAGGGGAGAGCCAGAUGGAAUCAUCAUCUCUCACCUCCCACAUGGACCCACGGCGUACUUCACCCUGAUGAACACCGUGAUGAGACAUGACAUCCCCAACAUCGGCACCAUGUCAGAACAGUACCCACAUCUCAUCUUCAGCAACUUCUCAUCCAAACUCGGGGAAAGGGUGAAGAGUAUCUUGAAGUACUUGUUCCCAGUACCUAAGGAGGACAGUCGCAGGGUCAUGACUUUUGCUAAUAAGGAGGAUUUCAUCUCCUUCAGACAUCACGUAUACAAGAAGACUGACCACAAGAACAUUGAGCUGCAAGAAGUAGGACCAAGGUUUGAAAUGAGAUUGUACUCCAUCAAGCUGGGUACACUAGACCAGGUAGCAGCAGCUGACACUGAGUGGCAACUACGCCCCUACAUGAACACAGCCAAGAAGAGGAAAUUCCUAAGUGACUAAUGAUAUACUAGUACCUGCAAAGGGUAUAGAAACACUGAUAAUUUUUCUGAUCCCAUGUUUGUCUUAAGUGACCAAGUAGCCCACUGUCAAUUAAUGUGUACACUUUAUUUCCAUAUUUCAUGACAAUACAUCUUCAUAUACAAACUUC
This is a messenger RNA of Branchiostoma belcheri (Belcher's lancelet), 1134 nucleotides long. Its product is annotated as U3 small nucleolar ribonucleoprotein protein IMP4-like. Gene Ontology annotation, cellular component: nucleolus; Mpp10 complex; small-subunit processome. The transcript has 9 exons. Lineage: Eukaryota; Metazoa; Chordata; Leptocardii; Amphioxiformes; Branchiostomatidae. The coding region runs from base 114 to 986 and encodes 290 amino acids. Gene Ontology annotation, biological process: rRNA processing. Gene Ontology annotation, molecular function: snoRNA binding; rRNA primary transcript binding. The record is from RefSeq and is a predicted model, not a curated record.